GAGAUGGUGACCUCUGACCCCUGURCAAACGCCCCCCCAACUCCACCUGAGGAGCCUGAGCCCUCCCCCUCCGCUCGCAGGAAGCGUAGGCGCCAGAAAACUGAGCAAACUGAGAAAAAUAAGGAUGAGCCAGACUCUGACAGAAACUGUGAUUCUCCCAGAGAGGGAGAGACUGGGAGGCUCCGGAGGAGGCCGGUCCCCAGAGUGACCUUCCAGGCUGGAGAUCCCUACUACAUCAGCAGGAGGCAGAAAGAAGAAUGGCUGAGCCACUGGAAGAUGGAGGUGGGAGACGACAGGCCUCUGUCUGUGUUCAUUUAUAUAUACAACUAUACAACUUGAACAUUGUGUGUAAUGUGAAGGAAAAAGACAAAGUGUUAGGAUUUGUGAAUCUCAAAUUUGUGUUUUAUUCACAGUAGAACAUUAUAAACAUAUCAAAUGUAGAAAUGAAGAUCAUUGUGAGACAGGUGAGCAGUUCCUACAUCAGAACAAAAUGGGACAACUGACCCUGUCCCAACCUUUCUACAUUUGGUACAUUGGGCCUCAUGCAAGAACCG
Austrofundulus limnaeus is the source of this 554-nucleotide messenger RNA. RefSeq names its product DNA (cytosine-5)-methyltransferase 3A. The record is from RefSeq and is a predicted model, not a curated record. Lineage: Eukaryota; Metazoa; Chordata; Actinopteri; Cyprinodontiformes; Rivulidae.